GAUACAAGAAAUAUUUAGAAUGUUGUGCCAUUUUCUUCUUUUGUUCUAAUUCAUGUGGUUUUUUUCCCACCCCCUUUCCAUCUGUUUUUCACGUUAUUCUCUUUCUGAACUGCCAUGGGCUGCCAAUUCCUGCUGACCUAGAGCUCUCAUCAGUUCCUCCCAUUCCCUUAACAGGUGCCUGGCAUCGUCCCCAGGCCUUGCCUCUGGGCCAGGCAGUGUGGAAGGAAUCAUUUGCUGGGAAGCAGUAUGACCAGGACCCAGAAGGCAAAGACCUUUCUCCCUCAUUGCUUCUAUCAGUCACUGCCCCCACGGCUGGGAUGGGGCAUGACUUUAAACUACCCAAAACUGAAAGGCAAGGAGGAGUGUGCCUCUGUCACCAGUGUGCCUCAGGUCAGCUCACAGCACUGUCUAUACCGCAAGAGGCAAUAUUUGAAAAUGGCUGCUGCAAACCUUACCUUCUCUCAGGAGGUGGUGUUGCAGCGAGGGCUGCCCAGCAUUCCUUACAGUCAGUACAGCUUUGACCACCUCUACAACACCGAUGGCAUCAUCCACACUCCCCGGAUCAAGAAGGCCUGGCCUCAGAAACCUGUUAGCUUCAAGUUCCUGGGUUCCUCAAGUCCCUUAGCAGGAGACACCUCCCCGGCUGUGAAGACAGAAAGCUCUGCCAAUCCCAAAAAGAAGCUGAAGAAAUCAAAGCCAGCAGGCGCUGUCUGGGAAUCACCCCGCCCUCUCAUCCAGCGUCCCUGCAUGUAUCCAGAUAGUCUAGGUCGGCCGCCUUCUCCAGAUGUGAACCUGGAGGACAGAGAAGCCUGGCUUUCGCCUCCUGAGAAGGAGGCCAGAGCAUGGGAGGACACUGUGCUGGAAAAGCUGAACAAGCGCACAGCCCGAUGGAUCCAGAACAAGCGUCCUCAAAGGCCUGGGGCAUCCCCCAGCAAGUGGCAGAGCUUCCUGCGCCAGCAGUACGACUGGAGUCACAUCCGUGACGAGCUUACCUCCUCCAGCGACCUGGAGCUCCUGAAACAGCUGGAGGCAGAAGAGACAGCAGAGUUUGAGGAUCAAGGUGUCAUCCCACCCCCACAAGAAAAGAAGAAGCCAGAACUGCUACUUCCUGCUUACUACAGAUUGCCCAGUAAUUUCCCACAAGCAGAGACAGUUGAAAUCAUGCCCGGCAACAAGACCACUGAGGAUAUCCAUGAAAAGAUGAGCAUCUCCCAGCCCCAAAACCAGAGCUACUUUCGUCAGGUGAAUCCCCAAGCUGGAAAGUUUGCCUACUCCACAGACAACACCUUUGAACAGGAGAUUUACUUUGAUGAAGUCCGGAUCAUCCACCAGAUUGGUGCAAAGAGAGACAAGAUUCUCCUGGAAAACCUAAAUCGGUAUAACAAGCAGCUAUCUAAGGUCUUCCCUGAAACUCCAGAAAAGUGGAGUGCCCAGGCAAUUCCUGAAGCAUCUUGCAGACCUGUGCAAGGAGCCCUGCGCUGGACUGCUUUGCCCACCCCCGCCAAGGAUAUGCUGCUGCAGGUGGGUGAGGAGGAUGUGCCUAUUAAGACCCGGAGAUUGAAGAGGCAGGCACAAUCACUGGAGGAGGAUGUAACCUGGGAACUGAUGGUCCUGCGGAGGAUGCUGCAGGAAUGGAAGACUGCCUGGGCUCUGAUCAUAGAGUGGCACCAUGAGACAGUAGAGAACCUGCUUCGGAGCUUGGCAGACCUGCAUGACGACAUUCGGAUCCAAGCCAUCACCACGUGUGCCACGGCUGCUGUGGAACGGCCCCGGAUUGCCACCAGCCAGAGGGACUCAGGCAAGAGUAUCCAGGACUUGCCAGAGGUUCUACUGCCUGCCCUAGAGGCUGCUCUUUGUGACAAGAAUGCCAAUGUGCAGAUGGCAGCAGCAAUAUGCCAAUAUGCCAUACAGUCACAUAAUCCCCUUGCCCGGAACAUCAUGCAGACUGCCCUUCUAAAGGGUAACAGUGUGGAUAGCUGGGCUGCAGCUCAGUGCUUGGCUCUGGAAGGUACGGCCACUUACCCUGUGAUUAACAGGAUCCUCCACCAGCUGUUUACAAAGAAGAAUGAGGACACCGAGGAACAGUCUUAUAUCCUCCUGAGCCAUCUGAGUGAGAAGACAACGCUGAUACACACCAUGCUUGCUGUGGAGCUCAACAGCCGUCAAUGGAAGAACCGGAUUGUGGCCUGCAAGGCUUUCUCCCGGAUCAGCGGAAAUGUCUGCUUGGAUAUGAAACAUAAGUUGAUCCAGCUGAUGUGGAAUGACUGGCAUAAGGAGGUGAGGCGAGCAGCUGCGCAAGCGCUGGGGCAAAUGAGCCUUGGGAAAGAGGUGCACGACAUAAUCAGGUAAGACCCAGUGAACACGAGGAGACAUUCUUCUAAGAAGUGUUUAGUGAGACUUGAUUAUGACAGGAAAA
Molecule: messenger RNA, 2416 nt
Organism: Sapajus apella (tufted capuchin)
Lineage: Eukaryota; Metazoa; Chordata; Mammalia; Primates; Cebidae
Gene: HEATR4
Product: HEAT repeat containing 4
Exons: 9
Coding region: 247-2349 (700 amino acids)
Molecular function (GO): oxidoreductase activity
Source: RefSeq, a predicted model, not a curated record